UCAGUGUCACUCAUCGAUUGCUGUCAGUGUAUCCAGAAAAAAAACUCGGUGCCGUAGAAGAAAGAUUCGACGUGCAAAUUGCUUAAAACAGGCAGAAUUUGCACAAAAAAUUUGCAAAUAACAAUAAUUACCGCCAGCCGGUUGCAUUUAUAUGGAAAAGCUAGUUAAAGUAGCUUGAAAAGCACAUAUUGUGCAAGGGAAAUCAAGUGUAAACGACGUCUGUUGUGGGGCAGGAGGUGGAACACGAUUUCAAGGAGGGCACCACGAAAGGAAAGCAAACGAAAAAAACUCAACGAGAAACGUAUUAAAAAGCAAUUACAAAUAAAAGAUACGCCUUAAAACAAUAAGGAAACUCAUCAACUGACUAAUCGACCAAUCUACCAGCCAACCAAACGACCGAACGAGGGUACAACGUAGCUGAUAAAAUAAGAACAAACAGCAACGGCCACCGCAAUAACAAUCGCUGAAGCAGCAAACGCGCCCUGCACACACGCGCUCCAAUGUCAAGCGGCCAAGUAAAUGUCGCUGGCGACAGCAAUGGAGCAGGCGGGGGCAGUGGUGGCGGUGGUGGAGGGGCAAACACAGCAGCACAAGCGGCGCCACAGCUGCAACAGCAACAAUCACAACAACAUCAACAGCAACCGCCACCACAAAUCAUGGGCGCUUCAACGACAACCGUCGUCACAGAUACAGUCAAUAUGGCAGCCGAUUCGUCACCGCGUGAGUCAGGCGAUGACUCGGAGGAUGAAAGUGAAAUCCUUGAAGAAUCACCAUGUGGGAGAUGGUUGAAAAGACGCGAAGAAGUAGAUCAGCGUGAUGUGCCCGGUAUCGAUUGUGUUCAUCUGGCUAUGGACACCGAAGAGGGUGUUGAAGUUGUUUGGAAUGAGGUGCAAUAUGCCAAUUUGCAGGAGCUUAAGUCGCAAGAGGAAAAAAUGCGGCAAGUUUUUGAUAAUCUAAUGCAAUUAGAUCAUCAGAACAUAGUCAAGUUCCAUCGCUAUUGGACAGAUACACAAAAUGCAGAACGGCCACGAGUCAUAUUCAUUACGGAAUACAUGUCGUCGGGGUCAUUGAAACAGUUCCUCAAACGCACUAAACGCAAUGCCAAACGGUUACCAUUGGAGGCGUGGCGCCGCUGGUGUACACAGAUUCUGUCCGCGCUCAGCUACUUGCAUUCCUGCAUACCGCCCGUAAUUCACGGCAACCUCACCUGUGAUAGCAUUUUCAUCCAGCAUAAUGGUCUGGUGAAAAUCGGUGCCGUUGUGCCCGAUGCGGUACACUACAAUAUGCGGCUGCAUCAUCGCAGUGAUCAAAGCGAGACGCAUCACUUUAUGGCACCAGAAUAUGGUGCUGCUGAGCAGUUGACUGCCGCCGUAGACAUUUAUGCCUUCGGCAUGUGCGCCCUGGAAAUGGCUGCAUUGGAAAUUCAGCCAAGUGGCAGUGAAACGACAACCAUCAAUGAGGAGACAAUAUUGCGCACCAUCAAUAGCCUGGAGCAUGAUUUGCAGCGCGAUUUGAUAUUCAAAUGCUUGCGGCGAAAUCCUGCCGAGCGGCCAAGCGCCAACGAUUUGCUCUUUCACCCUUUACUUUUCGAGGUGCACUCACUAAAGCUUCUGGCCGCUCACUGUCUAGUGUUUGCGCCCAAGAAUCGGACAAUGUUUUCGGAGACUCUGAUAGACGGCAUGAUGCAGCGCUAUAACCGGCCUGAAGUGAUCAUGGCCCGUGUGUCAUGUGGCGAGGAGGAGAAGAACUAUCGUCUUGCAGACGUGCCUUCAGCAGAUAAGUUGGAGAAAUUCGUAGAGGACGUCAAAUUUGGUGUAUAUCCGUUGACUGCGCUUGGCGGCAAGAAGCCACCACAUUUUCGCUCACGUGCCGCAUCACCAGAACGCGCCGAUUCAGUUAAGUCGGCCACACCGGAGCCAGUCGAUAUCGAGUCACGACGCAUUGUCAAUAUGAUGUGCAGUGUUAAGAAGUUGAAAGAGGACAGCAGCGAUAUUGCAAUGACGAUAUUGCUACGCAUGGAUGACAAGAUGAACAGGCAAUUGACAUGUCAGGUGACGGAAGCCGACUCGGCCUCUGAUCUAACCAACGAAUUGGUGCGCCUGGGCUUCGUGCAUAUUGAUGACCAGGAUAAAAUACAAGCGUUGUUGGAGGAAACGUUGCGGGGCAGCUUUGCAGUGAAUAGCGGCGGGGUCUGUCCCUUCGAACAGGGUGCGCAAGCGCUAACUUUUAGUGCCACAAUCAACGAGCAUAUGCCGGGCGGUGUCGGUGUGAGUAUUGUUGGGAAUAGUGCUGGUGCCGCCAACGCCAACGGCAACUUUGGUGCAAUCGGCAUGGGCAGUGGAGGUGGUGCUGCUGGCAUUUACAAUGCAGAAGGUGCCAACGUGCAUGGCAAUAUUGCCGUAAAGCCGGCAACGACAGCGACUUUGGCAGCACUCAACCAGAUGGAACGCAAUUGGUCUGUGGCUGAUACAGACCCCAAUGCUGGAUUGGCGAAUGCGAAUUUGCAAGCAGCAAGUGUGGGUGCAGAAAUGGCUCUUGCAAUGUACCAAAUGCAACAACGGCACCAGCAACAACUGCAUGAGCAGCAGCAGCCGCAGCCGCAGCAACAUCAGCUACAGUCACAGCUGUCACCGCAGUUGCACUUGCAAAUGCAAAUGCCCGUUCCGCAACAGCAGCCGCAGGUGCUAACCACAUCGCCGCCCCCAGCUGGCGCACUGCCGCCAUUUUCAGCGCAAGCAACUCAACAAAUAAUGCAUGAGCAGUCUUUGGAUCAGCAAAUCGAGGGGGCGGCAGUGCCCUUAACUGCCACGGUGAAUAGCAUAAAUGCACCUCAACAACACUAUGCAAACGCUCAGCAGCAAAUAAUGCACUCUUCCAAUCCAACAACAGCAACUGCAACUGUGACUGCAGCUAUGCCAGCACCUUUACCAACUGUAACCGCCACAAACGCCUCGACCUCCUCAGCCGCCUCCUCCACUAUCAAUUAAUAUUUUUUUAAAUAUUUAAAUACACUACAUUGAUAUUCAAGAAACUGAAGUAGCAGAAGAAGAAAUAGAAUUAUGGAAAAAGAUGGAGAAAUUUAUAUUUUUAAAUUGCAAAAUAGAGCAUGGGAGCCACACAGCACAGGUGGUGCUUCGCGAGUUCGUAUCAUCAAGUCAGACAAUGUAAUGUAAUGUUUUUUUUUUGUUUUUGAUUAUUAUUCAUUACGAGUAUAAUGAUUACGAAUAUUUUUUAUAUAGUCACUAAAGAAAAAUAAAGUUUUUAAUUAAAUUUGGAAACAAAACAAAAGAUAAAAUAAAAACUCAAAAACUAAAAUUUAAAAAUGCUUAAUUGAUAAGCUAAAAGCAAAGACAAACGAGUUAAAAGUGCAGAAUGUGCAAAACAAAUUAAAAUUGUAAUAGAAUUUAGUUAUAAAUUGUAUAAGAAGGCUUCCAGCAGAUAUGGCGCAUGCGCAUCAACGGGUUAAGUUGAUAUUCCAACACUGGUUGUUAAAAAAACAAACAAUUCAAUUCAAAUUUUGUAAGCUGUGCUUAACAGCAUCUGCGACGCAUAGCAGGAGUACGUGCGGAACAAAUAUAAAUGGCAUCAUUAUGGAGAGACUUUAAUUUGUAGCCAAUAUUGUUGUUAUACGCAGCGUAGCGCCAUCCACAAUGCCAUUGCAAAUUGAUAUGUGAUUGUUUUGGUUGCUGCUUGCUGGACACGGGCGCGACAGCUCUGAAAUGUCAUGCGUACGAGCACUAACUGAAUGAAAGCCAGACAUACGCAUAUGAAUCAUCUAGGAAAAGCUUAAUAAAUGUAUUUAUGGUAUUUGAAAUUUUAAAUACACUGCAAAAAAAGAAACAGCAAACAGCAAGAACAACAAUAAUGUACUACAUACAUACAUACAUACAUAUGUACAUUUAAAGAAUCCUUGCAUGGAUACAACACACGCAUACUAAAUUUCAUACAUAUUUACAUACACACCCACACACAAUAAAGAAAAACCCUGUGCAUAAAACACGACAAAAAACUGUAAGUGUGUAUUAUAAUGCCCGCGCAAGGAAAAUUUAAUAAAUCAAUAAUAAUCAUAAUGAAAUGCUUCAUCCAUAAAUCAACAUUAUAAAAAAAAAAAACACAAAAUCAAGCAAAUAAACGAAUGCAAUUUUCAUUUAAUGAAAAUCUUUGCAUCAGAGAAAAGCA
Molecule: messenger RNA, 4179 nt
Organism: Rhagoletis pomonella (apple maggot)
Lineage: Eukaryota; Metazoa; Arthropoda; Insecta; Diptera; Tephritidae
Gene: Madm
Product: nuclear receptor-binding protein homolog
Exons: 3
Coding region: 501-2987 (828 amino acids)
Biological process (GO): protein phosphorylation; endoplasmic reticulum to Golgi vesicle-mediated transport; intracellular signal transduction
Cellular component (GO): endomembrane system; cytoplasm
Molecular function (GO): protein kinase activity; ATP binding
Source: RefSeq, a predicted model, not a curated record